UUCUUCAUCAUCGUUGAACAAUCCAAAUCCUAAACCAAAAUCUCCCAUUUAUUCAAAUCAAUUUUUUCUCUCUUUCUGAAACCUCUUAUUAUCAAUGGCGUUCAAAAAAACUCUAGCUCAGCGUCUUUCCAAUGUAUACAAAACCACCGGUUUUUCCAUUUCUGCUUGUCGCAUAUCUUCAUCAUCCAUGUCAGCCAGAAAGCUGGUCCCUCCUCAUCCUGACGACAAAAUCGCUCCAGAUCCCGGAGAUAAUGGAAUUUUCCGGCGAUUCAUCCAGCGGCGACUCAUUAACACAUACCCGGCGACUUCGCCGGAGCUCCGUUCACUACCUAUCGGUGAAAGUCUCAUCGAGAAAAUCCGUGAAAUGGAUGUCAACAGAAGCAGGAUCAAACUCGAUGGCUUCCUGCCGCCGCUAGAGAUGCGGCCGGAACCGGAGCCGGAGAUAACGACGGAGGGGAAAUUGACGGUGGCUGAUGCGAAGAAGCUGUUAAAAAUAUCACAAUUGGAAAUGGUGAAAUUGAGGCUAAAGCAAACUGAAAAGAAUUGUAUUUCGUACCCGGAAUUUGUUCAGAUCUGCUCUGGAAUUAGUUCGAACAAUGAUUUAGGCAUAGAAUUCGCGAAGAUUCUAGAUGAUUCUGGAACUGUGCUUGUUCUGGGAAACGUUGUGUUCCUCAGGCCUGAUCAGGUAGUGAAAACUCUACAAAGCCUAUUGCCAAUCCCCGCGACGACGAACCAAAACGACCCACAAAUGAUGAAGGAGUUCAACCAAAUGGAAGAGGAAAAAACAGCAAUUGACAGAAAAGCAGAGUCAUUGGUGCGUAGAGAAUUAUGGUGUGGGCUAGGCUACUUUGUCAUUCAAACAGCAGCAUUCAUGAGAUUGACAUUUUGGGAACUCUCAUGGGAUGUCAUGGAACCAAUUUGCUUCUAUGUUACAUCAUUUUACUGCAUGGCUGGUUAUACUUUCUUCCUAAGGACGGCGAAAGAGCCUUCUUUCGAAGGAUUUUUCCAGAGCCGGUUUGUUGCUAAGCAAAAACAACUCAUGAAGCUUCGGAAUUUUGAUCUUCAGAGGUAUAACAAGCUCAAAAGAGCUUGUUAUCCUCAAUCGUCGAUGGCGCAUUCUGAAAAAACCUUAACGUUUAAAUGAACAUUUUGUUAGGUAGAAGAAUUUAUUUUAGGAAUAGUUAAGAAGGGAGUGCAAACGAGACAUCAAUUAGUCUCUCUGUUUUUUUCUUCCCUUUUUUUGGUUUAAUUUUUAACUUUCAAUGUAACGGUCAAUGUAUAUGCAAAUGAAGAGGAAUUUCCAAAUAUAAAAAUGUGUUUUACCCAAAGUA
Solanum stenotomum is the source of this 1331-nucleotide messenger RNA. Its product is annotated as calcium uniporter protein 2, mitochondrial. The transcript is spliced from 2 exons. Gene Ontology annotation, cellular component: mitochondrial inner membrane; uniplex complex. Gene Ontology annotation, biological process: mitochondrial calcium ion homeostasis; calcium import into the mitochondrion. The record is from RefSeq and is a predicted model, not a curated record. The coding region runs from base 95 to 1144 and encodes 349 amino acids. Gene Ontology annotation, molecular function: uniporter activity; calcium channel activity. Lineage: Eukaryota; Viridiplantae; Streptophyta; Magnoliopsida; Solanales; Solanaceae.